Chaetomium strumarium is the source of this 1020-nucleotide messenger RNA. RefSeq names its product thioredoxin-like protein. The transcript is spliced from 3 exons. The coding region runs from base 187 to 666 and encodes 159 amino acids. Gene Ontology annotation, molecular function: protein-disulfide reductase activity. Gene Ontology annotation, cellular component: cytosol. The record is from RefSeq and is a predicted model, not a curated record. NCBI's taxonomy places the organism in Eukaryota, Fungi, Ascomycota, Sordariomycetes, Sordariales, Chaetomiaceae.
CGAAGACGGAAAGUGGGGAACGUCGCUCGCGUCAUCGUGCGCACUGACAAAUCCGCGGACCGGGCCCUGAAAUUAUUACAUCAUUUGUCCAGAAUAAUCCGAUGGGUGGCCCGCGACUUCUCUUGACAGCUGAGCCCUUAAUAAACACUCACGUUUCGCCGCUCUGCAACCCCCACUUCGUUCCCAAUGUACACCAGAUCACUACCCCGCGCCUUCAGAGCCUUUCGAGGAACCACAUCAACAGCUAAUCCGAUCAUCACGAGGCUAUUCACAACUAGCUCAUCCAAAAUGACUGUCCACAACAUCGCUACGAUGGAGCAGUUCAAGGAGACGAUUGCUAAGAACCCGGUCGUCCUCCUCGACGCGUUCGCCACAUGGUGUGGCCCUUGCAAAGCCAUUGCUCCUCAGGUCGCCAGAUGGGCCGAGGAGGAAACCUUCAAGGACAAGAUCUACUUCGCCAAGUUUGACGUCGACGCCGUGCCCGACGUCGCGCAGGAGCUUGGCAUCCGUGCCAUGCCUACCUUCAUCGUCUUCAAGGACGGCGAGAAGGUCGACGAGCUUCUGGGCGCCAACCCUCCAGCACUCUUCAAGCUGAUCGAGAAGUACAACCCCGCAGAGGCCGAGACGACCGAGAAAAGCGAGAACAAGAGUGAGACCGCCGAGUAGGGGAGACGUCUCUGGAAGUAUCUCUGGAAGAGAGGAUAAGCCCGUCUACAGAAAGGGCCCAGGGGAGGAUGGUCAUUGAUGGAUGCCCAUGUGAUUUUGCGGCGCCAAGGGUACCAAGGCCGGAUCAGCACUGCGCUUUUUAAGUGCUUGAUGAUCUUCCAACGCAAACGACGACGUUGAUACCAGUAGGAUUGGGGGGAAAAGAAUUAAUUCAUUAAAAUUGGACCAUCCUAGGCCAAGGCCUGCUUUGUGGUGAAUUGAGCCGGUUCGAUUCGCAGGAGUUUAAUAACAACAGGAUGACCCUGCUCCUGAUAAAUCAACGGAUAAAAAUAUACAAAAUAGGUUUGUUUGCAG